Messenger RNA from Schistocerca nitens (vagrant locust), 1432 nucleotides. RefSeq names its product aspartate aminotransferase, cytoplasmic-like. Gene Ontology annotation, biological process: L-aspartate biosynthetic process. The coding region runs from base 39 to 1334 and encodes 431 amino acids. Gene Ontology annotation, molecular function: pyridoxal phosphate binding; L-aspartate:2-oxoglutarate transaminase activity. The transcript has 8 exons. The record is from RefSeq and is a predicted model, not a curated record. Gene Ontology annotation, cellular component: cytosol. Lineage: Eukaryota; Metazoa; Arthropoda; Insecta; Orthoptera; Acrididae.
AAUGUGCACGGGUCAGCGCCGGCAGUCGUGGUAAAGCCAUGCGGCGGGCAGCUUCGCUCAUUCCCCGGAGCCUGCGGACGCAGCUGUCUCGCACCAUGGCCACGAACGCCGACGGGUCCGUGUUCGAUCCCGUGCAAGCUGCGCCCCCUCUGGAACUGUGGAAAGUGAGGACGGGGUUCGCGCAGGACACGAGCGAGAACAAAGUCGAUCUCGGCAUCGGAGCUUACAGGACCAAUGAAGGCAAGCCAUGGGUGUUACCAGUGGUGAAAAGAACUGAACAAAAAGUCGUGACUGACGAAAACCUAAACCAUGAAUAUCUGAUGAUUCUUGGGAUGGAUUCACUCAGCUCUGCUGCCACUAAACUCCUGCUGGGAGGAAAAUCGAGGGCUGUUCUUGAAAAUCGGGCAUUUGGUGUGCAUUCUCUCAGUGGGACAGGAUCACUGAGAAUUGGAACAGAGUUCCUAUCAAAAAUACUAAACUACAACACUGCUUAUGUUUCCAACCCAUCAUGGGAUAACCAUCAAAAAAUUCUGCACUAUUCUGGGUUCAGCGACAUACGGCAGUACCGAUACUGGGACCCUGCAACAAGAUCUCUGGAUAUUGACGGACUGAUAAAUGAUCUUUCUACUGCACCAGAACAUUCUGUCAUUAUAUUGCAUGUUUGUGCUCAUAAUCCAACUGGUUGUGAUCCAACAAAGGAACAGUGGAUCAGAAUUGCUGAUAUCAUGCAAGAGAGGAAGCUCUUCCCUUACUUUGAUGCAGCUUAUCUUGGCUUCGCAUCUGGGGACCUGGAAGAAGACGCUUGGCCUGUUAGAUACUUUGAAGAGCGAGGUUUUGAACUGUUUUGUGCACAAUCAUUUGCAAAGAAUUUUGGCCUAUACAGUGAAAGGGUUGGGAAUCUUGCAAUUGUAGUCAAAAAACCACAAGACAAAUUUAAAAUACAAUCCCAGUUCAAUGUUAUCAUAAGACCUAUAUAUCAGAGCCCUCCGGCUCAUGGAGCUCGAGUGGUUAAUCACAUCCUUAAUGAUCCAGUCCUCAGUAAUGAGUGGAAAGACUGUGUGAAGAUCAUGACGAAACGGAUACAGGAAAUGAGGUCAGAGCUGAAGUUGUCCCUAGAAAAGCUACAAACACCAGGUAACUGGAACCAUAUAACAGAACAGAAAGGAAUGUUCUCAUACACUGGCCUCACAGCCCAGCAAGUUGAGUAUUUGAGGGAUACAUGGCACAUUUAUCUCUACAGCAGUGGAAGAGCAAAUAUGUGUGGUUUAAACACCAAAAACGUAAAUUAUGUGGCAAAAGCAUUCAACGAUGCUAUCAGAAAUGUGGCUCAUUAACAGCUCUCAAGGGCUAUAAAUUACAUGAAUGGUUUUAAUACCAUACUUCACCAUGAAGAUGUGGAAAUAACAAAAUAAAGUGAAAUUUGAAUAAAAUU